AUGUCUAUCUCCAGCACUACUACAACAGUUCUGAUGGAUACAUGGAACUUGUCAGAGGCUGUGUUGUUCAAUGAUUCUGCUCUGAACACCACCACUCGGGGGUACAUCGCAAAAGCGGAGCAUCCGUUCCUCACUGAUGCCUGGCUCGUCCCUCUCUUCUUCUCCCUUAUCAUGCUCGUGGGGCUAAUUGGCAACUCGCUGGUGAUCUAUGUGAUCUCUAAACACCGUCAGAUGAGGACCGCCACCAACUUCUACAUAGCUAACCUGGCUGCCACAGACAUCAUCUUCUUGGUGUGCUGCGUGCCUUUCACAGCCACACUCUACCCUUUACCUGGCUGGAUCUUCGGAGAUUUCAUGUGUAAAAGUGUUGCGUUCCUGCAGCAGGUUACGGUCCAGGCUACUUGUAUCACUCUGACAGCUAUGAGUGGAGAUCGCUGCUAUGUCACGGUGUAUCCACUGAAAUCCCUGCGCCAUCGCACUCCUCGCAUCGCUAUGAUAGUGAGCAUCUGCAUCUGGAUUGGUUCUUUCAUCCUCUCCACGCCAAUAUUUCUGUAUCAAAGGAUAGAGGAGGGCUACUGGUAUGGACCCAGGCAAUACUGCAUGGAGAGGUUCCCCUCUAAGACACAUGAAAGGGCUUUCAUCCUGUACCAGUUCAUAGCUGUUUACCUCUUGCCUGUCCUCACCAUUUCCUUCUGCUACUACUUCAUGCUGAAGAGGGUUGGCCGGCCUGCGGUAGAGCCUGUGGAUAAUAACUACCAGGUUCAUUUGCUGUCAGAGAGAACCAUCACCAUCAGGAGCAAGAUUUCAAAAAUGGUAGUGGUCAUCGUCCUCCUCUUCACCAUCUGCUGGGGCCCUAUCCAGAUCUUUGUGCUCUUCCAGUCCUUCUACCCAAACUUCAAACCCAGCUACGCCACCUACAAGAUUAAGACAUGGGCCAACUGCAUGUCCUAUGCCAACUCAUCCAUCAAUCCCAUUGUGUAUGGGUUCAUGGGAGCCAGUUUCCGCAAGUCAUUCAAAAAGACCUUUCCCUUCCUGUUCAAGCACAAGGUACGGGAUAGUAGUGUCAACUCACGCACAGCUAAUGCCGAGAUCAAGUUUGUUGCCACAGAGGAGAGCAACAACGAAAGAAAAUGAGGACAGAUUGUCUUGGAGCUGAACUAAUGGGUGGCAGCCACUUCAUAAUCAAUCAAGUGCCAAAUGUUAUUUUUGUGAUUUUAUAUCCA
Engraulis encrasicolus (European anchovy) is the source of this 1223-nucleotide messenger RNA. RefSeq names its product KISS1 receptor a (gene kiss1ra). Bases 1 to 1134 code for a protein of 377 amino acids. Lineage: Eukaryota; Metazoa; Chordata; Actinopteri; Clupeiformes; Engraulidae. Gene Ontology annotation, cellular component: plasma membrane. The transcript is spliced from 5 exons. Gene Ontology annotation, biological process: neuropeptide signaling pathway. Gene Ontology annotation, molecular function: G protein-coupled peptide receptor activity. The record is from RefSeq and is a predicted model, not a curated record.